Molecule: messenger RNA, 5892 nt
Organism: Kwoniella botswanensis
Lineage: Eukaryota; Fungi; Basidiomycota; Tremellomycetes; Tremellales; Cryptococcaceae
Exons: 10
Coding region: 1-5892 (1963 amino acids)
Biological process (GO): regulation of DNA-templated transcription; chromatin remodeling
Cellular component (GO): nucleus; chromatin
Molecular function (GO): histone H3K4me/H3K4me2/H3K4me3 demethylase activity; DNA binding
Source: RefSeq, a predicted model, not a curated record
AUGUCACAAGGCGAAACCGUAUCUACGCCUUCAUCCGUUUCCAGAAGUCGAAUGGGAGGUGCGGUGAAACCGAGAUCGUUCACGAGGGUGACUUCAAAUGGAAGUAUCUCGGAGCCAGGUCAAGGGAACAGACCAUCUAUCAAAAAUUCACCGUCCGAAUCUAGUCGUCGUAAACCCACUUUCACCACCUCCUUGAAUUAUCCAGAAGUACUUCCUGCCCCGACGUAUUUCGCUAACGAAGGUGAAUUACAGAGGAGUCAGAGGAAAUCAAAAGUCAACGCUUUGACUAAGCUGGAUCGUGCUGGUACUCCCAUUCAACUGAAUAGUGGACCGACUGCAACAUCCUUUUUACCUUCCUCUGCUCAGAUUCAACAGCAGCCUCAACCUAUUGCUGGACCUUCCGCUCAGCGUAACCCACUACAUAGACCGGUGGUGGUCAAUCCGCCGUUCAACCCUUCAUCUGUACGUCAAGAGGCUCCAAGGCAUCCUGCUCCUCGGAAUACACCUCGUCUAUUCGAGAUAGACGAAUGUCCAACCUACUAUCCCACGAAAGAGCAGUUUACAGAUUGUAUGGGUUACAUAGCAUCUAUAACGGACGAUGCGAGACCUUACGGAAUAUGUAAGAUCGUUCCGCCUGAAGGAUGGAAAAUGCCUUUCGUACUAGAUUCGGAAACGUUUAGAUUCAGGACUCGUCUACAGAAGUUGAAUAAGCUGGAAGCUGCUUCAAGGGCAAAGAUCAACUUCUUAGAACAACUAUCAAUGUUUCAUAAUCAAUCAAACAACAAGGAAGAAAUUACUAUACCGACGAUCGAAAGACAACCUUUGGAUGUAUGGAAAUUGAGAAAGGAAGUCAACAGAUCAGGAGGUUAUUUGGAAUUGGAUAGAACGAAGACAUGGUCGAAGAUCACUGAUUCGUUAGGGUUGAAAUCGACUUGGAUCCCUCAAGUUAGAGAAGCAUAUAUGAAGAUUGUUCUACCAUUCGAUAAUUAUUCGGUGAGAGCAAAAUCCGCUUCCGUAUCACCUCUAACCCCGUUAAACGGCAAUACAAACGGGAAUGUGAAACCGCCAGCUUUCAGUACGGAUGCUCCCCCUUCACCCAGUCAACCUCGUUCGGUAGGGAGGAUGGGAUCGAUCAAAACUAGUCCACGAACCCGAACUAGCAGUAGGAUGUCAGGUGCAAGUCUGGGUGUGGAUCCUCAAUCUUUGCCCCUGAGUGCUGCACCUUUAUCCGAUGUCAAUGGACUUCAAGCUGCUGCUGAGAUUGAAAGGCCGUCAUCAGCUACGCCCUCUCUGACCACCUUCACGAUCAAAGUCCCUGGAUUUUCGAAUCGGGAUGGAAGUGAAAGUGAGUUGAGCGAUGCCGAAACUUCAUCAGAUGGAUCACCGAAGAAGGGAAAGGACGGAACACCAGUAUACAAGAAAGGCGACAUCUGCGAGAUAUGUCGUUAUGGUCAUACGGCAGAAAAGAUCCUACUAUGCGAUGGAUGCGAUAGAGGAUUCCACACAUACUGUCUUGAUCCACCAUUGUCAUCCGUGCCCGCCAACGAGGAAUGGUUCUGUACAUCUUGUCUACUCAGUCAAGGCGAUGAUUUCGGAUUUGGCGAAGGGGAAGAUCAUUCUGUAGCUUCGUUCCAAGCAAGAGAUGCUUCUUUCUCAUGGCAUUGGUGGAAUCGCCAUCGCCCUGUCCCAUCAUCUACCUCAUCGUCUCCCUCUAGGACUAACAGUGCUAGCCACGUAUCCCCACAAAUGCCAAGUAAACCUGCGAACCCCCUUGCUAGGAAUUUCGGUAAAGUCACAGUCACCGAAGAUGAUGUUGAGAGAGAGUUCUGGAGGUUGACGGAAAGUCAGACUGAUACGGUUGAAGUGGAGUAUGGCGCCGACGUGCAUUCGACCACUCACGGGAGUGCUGGACCUACGAUGGAGACCCAUCCGCUUGAUCCCUAUGCUGCUGAUGGUUGGAACCUGAACAAUAUGCCUAUAUUGCCUGAUUCACUACUACGCUAUAUCCGAUCUGAUAUCUCAGGUAUGACUGUACCGUGGAUAUAUCUCGGAAUGAUGUUCUCCACCUUCUGUUGGCAUAACGAGGAUCACUAUACGUAUAGUGUUAAUUACAUGUAUUGGGGAGAAACCAAAACUUGGUAUGGGGUACCAGGAUCCGAUGCCGAGAAAUUCGAACAAGCCAUGAAGUCCGAGGCUCCCGAAUUAUUCGAACAACAACCCGGGCUUCUCUUUCAACUGGUCACUAUGAUGAAUCCGGGUCGAGUCAAAGAGGCCGGCGUCAAGGUUGUCGCAUGCGAUCAACGACCUAACGAAUUCGUUAUAACUUUCCCUAAAGCCUAUCAUUGCGGCUUCAACCAUGGUAUCAACAUGAACGAAGCUGUCAAUUUCGCGUUGCCCGAUUGGCUGCCUGAUGGCAGAGAAGCAGUGAUGCGAUAUCAGCAGCACCUGAAACCACCUGUCUUCUCUCAUAACGAACUUCUGAUCACUAUCACGCUAUACUCUGAGACCAUCAGAACUGCCUUGUGGCUUAAGGAUAACCUGUCGGUUAUGGUUGAAGACGAGACUCGUCGUCGAAACCAACUUCGUCUGACUUUCCCUUCCUUGGCGGAAACUCAAACAGAAGAAGACGGUUCGGAAGAACAAUAUCAAUGUUCAGUCUGCAAAUCAUUCUGUUACCUUGCCCAGAUUACUUGUACUUGUACGAAACUAGUCGCUUGUCUUGAUCAUGCGGAUCAGCUUUGUUCCUGCCCCCAAUCGAAGAAGACGCUGAGGAAGCGAUACACCGAGGCCCAGCUGGAAGAGAUACUAGCCAUAAUCGCUGCUCGAGCUGCUCAACCGGAUGCUUGGCGAGCCAGACUAUAUACCCUGCUAGGAACACCUCGACCAGCGUUAAAAUCUAUGCGUGCUCUCGUAGCGGACGGCGAGAAGAUUGCUUACCCCAUGCCCGAAGUACAGAGUCUUCGAGCUUUGGUAGAUCGAGCGAAUAGCUGGGUAGAAAGAGUAUCGCUUCUCGUCACCAGGAAAAGUGCCGGUAGAAGAAGGAAAGGGAAGAAGGAGGAGGAUGAAGAUGAAGAGAUGAACAUCGACAGAAGUCCGGAAAACCUAUCUGCUCUUCUUCAUGAAGGCGAAAAGCUGGCCUUUGAUGCUCCGGAGAUACUUCAACUUCGACAAACCCUAUUAAACAUUCAGAAUUUCCAAUCUGAAGCUACGGUCAUCCUGUCGACUCCUGAAAGCACCUUAGAUCUUGAGAAAUGUAAGACCGCUCUGAUCUUGGGAGAAAGCCUGAACCUUGAUCUACCGGAGAUUACCGCUAUAGCCAAUAUCGUCAAUCGAUUGUCGUGGUUCAGGAAAGUCGAGGAAGAAGUGGACGAUCGAACUCUUGAAUUCGAUGAUACGGUCAAACUGCUAGAUCAAGCUGAAGAGUACGGUAUACCUGAAGAUCAUCCUACGAUCGCUGAGCUGAAGAAACGCAGGCAAAGGGGUGCAGAAUGGUUAAAUGCUGUAGAUCGACUAUUCAAUGCUCCUCGCAUCAAGAUCGAGGAGAUAUCGGAGCUCAUAGAGGGAAAAGAGCUCAUACCUGUUUCGACGGACAAGAUGCGCCAACUUGAAAGUAUUCGAAAGACCGUCUUGAACUGGCAAGCCUCAGCCAAGAACUUCUUGUCGUCUAAUGGAUCCGCACUGGCUGCUUCGCGACUAUGCAAGAACGUCUCAAUAGCUUCGGCACCUAUCAACCGAGUUGAGAUACCCGAAAUCAUAGAAUUGCAAGCGGAAUUAGAACACCACAACCAAUGGCAAUGGGAGAUAUCCUCUGUUUUGGAAGUCCCAAUAGCGAAAGUCGCCAGUACGAUGAAUUAUCUCAAGAGGGAAUUUGAGACGCACUUAUCGCCCGAAGAUGACGAACCAAAUGAUGAAUUCGUGUGUUUCUGUCGAGGGAUGUCCGGAGCAGUCAUGGUCACUUGUCAAAAUUGUUUGGGAGAAUAUCAUCCGAAAUGUGUAGGGAUCUCACCUAAAUACGCUAAUAACCCCUAUCAAUGUGAAAUGUGUCAGCGACUCCUUCCUGGUUUAUCACCUUCAUUGAAUGACUUUGGAUCGGUUGUGGUAUCGGAAAGAUGGAAUUUCAAGAUUGUCCCUCCUGAAUUCAAAGUUGCCAAAGAAAUUGUCGAAAUGGCUUUACGAUACUCUACGGUGAUACUCAAAACAAUCGACCCGUUAGAUGAGACUUGUCAACCUUAUUCGAAAGAUACUGAGAAGAUCCAACAUACCAUUCGAAAGAUAUAUAAUUUACCUUUAUUAUUGGAUGCUACGAAUAUUCAUACGGGUGAAAGAGUAGUUUACAUCAAAUGGUUGUUCAGAAGAUUACAAGAUUGUAUCAAGUAUCAUAAUGGUUUAUCGUCCACAUCCAUCGGUAAUGGCAACGGCACGAAUGGACUGAAUGGUACAGCAGGAAGAGAGAAGAGAACAAGAGGUAGAAAACCCAAAUUAAUCAUCACUCAAUCUUAUCCGAGGGAAUUUCACUGCAUAUGUGGUCAACCCGAGUCAACAUACGAUAAUGAAAGGUUUGGUGCGACGAUUGAAUGUGCGAAGUGUAAUCAAUCGUAUCAUUCAUAUUGUGUGAAAGCGCCUCCUGAAUUAUUGGCUCAAAUACAUAAGACGAUUGAUGAAGAAAAUGGUACCGGAGGUAAUAAGACUUUCUGGAGAUGUCCUUGCUGUACAGUCAAAGAGGCGAAAUACUAUCUGAAAGGUGUUGAAGUUAGAGUACAAUUUAAGGAACAAGUUGGAACUGAUCAAUAUAUCGAUUAUCGAUCGACCAUCAAUGAAUAUGCUGAAAAACCAAUAAUGGUCAAUCUAAGACAUUCGACCGAUGUGGUCUUAUUGGAAUGUUCCAAAUUCAUCGCUCCGAUCUUACCUGAGGAUUUCGUGAGAGAUGAUAUCGACGAAGGAGGUGAAGGAAGUUCGAGAAAGAGAAGGAAAGUCAGACCAUCUGACAUUCACCCUACUACGACGACAGCUGUAGGAGAAGAUCAUGUUCACACGCCUUCUUCAUCCACCCAAAGAAUGUUUAACGGUAAUGGCAGUGGACCUCAGACGGCUUAUCCUUCACCUGUCACUCAUCCUUUACCUCAACCUCAGACUGCCAGGAUGUCCGAUCCAGUGCCUACUCCUCAAUACCUUGAACCUAGGUCGAAUGGUAAUGAUCAUAGCAAUGGUAAUAGUCCUACUCCACCUACCGCCGUACCAUCGCCGCCUGUCCCACAAGUCUAUCCACCUCAGACAGUUACUAAAUCCCCUCCUUCGAUGAUCGUUCCGAACUCUGCUCCAUUGGUCAAAUCGACUUCACCGGUGAAUUCCACGGUGAAUUCCAACAAGUCCAUCUCACCUCGACAGCCACCUCCGCAUGUACUGCCCGCAGCUGAGGAACCUGCAGUAUCCGCCGCAGAAGAUGGAUUACAUUAUCCGCCUCCUCAAUCCCUUACAGAACAAAGUGAAGUACCUGGCACUCAAAAUAUCCCGGAAGUACCUCCAUUACGGAUCAACAUCUUCAAUCGGAAUGAAGCACAACCACAAUCUCAGCCAACAGUCAAUGAUAAAGAUCAACCUUUACAGCAAUCUGGAACGGAAAGACCUAGACCAAGUAGUGGUAGUAUAAGUCCUCAGAAGAGGAAGAUGCUUCUCGAAGCUGAGAAUAUCAUCGAUUUGUCCGGGGAUGAAGAUGAAGAUGGAAACGGGGACGGUAAUGUACCACAACCGUUACCUACUCAUUCUCCGAGGGAGAGAGAAAGGUCUCGAUCAGGUUCAGGUUCGGGCGGGUUGCAGUUGAAUAGGGUGAGAUCGAAUUCGAGAUCUACACAGGGGUCUAGUGUACAUGAUGCGAUUGUGGUCGUCGAUGAUUAG